Messenger RNA from Annulohypoxylon maeteangense, 2731 nucleotides. RefSeq lists its product as uncharacterized. NCBI's taxonomy places the organism in Eukaryota, Fungi, Ascomycota, Sordariomycetes, Xylariales, Hypoxylaceae. The transcript has 3 exons. The coding region runs from base 373 to 2259 and encodes 628 amino acids. The record is from RefSeq and is a predicted model, not a curated record. Gene Ontology annotation, molecular function: flavin adenine dinucleotide binding; oxidoreductase activity, acting on CH-OH group of donors.
AUUGAGAUGCUGACAUAUCUAAUUCAUUUGUUAUGUCAUCCUAGUCUCUCACGAUGGGCCUCUUUUGAGCUAAGGUCAGUGAUUUCCAAGGUCUCGCUCACUCCUUACUUUUUCGUCCUUGGUUGAAUUUCAUCACGGCGACACCUAUGCUAGGGACAACGAGGUAAUUGGGAGAUUUAGGCUUGCAAAAAUGGUCGCAAGACAAGUAUGUUCAACGUCAAAGAUGGAGGGUUAUGAAAUAUUGGAUCUUCAUGCCGUCAUUACCUCAAAUCUACGUAUUUGAUAUUUAGCUGUGGGGCGUUGGUUCAUAUUCCUUAGGAUUUGGACAGACUCCCUCCUCAACUGUCGUCUUGAUCAGGUUAUAAUGGCAAUAUGACAGCAAGAGGAUUACUAUUUAUGGGAAUAAUUGCCCUCUCGAUUGCUCAGAAUGGAACAACCCUUUUCGACUACGUGAUAGCCGGAGCUGGUACAGCGGGUCUUCUUUUAGCUGUCAUCCUUUCUGAAAACCCCAAUAUCACAGUCUGUGUUCUAGAAGCAGGCGGCGAUGGGAGAUACGAGAGCAACAUUACAGAUCCAGAGCUAAGAGGUACAGCUGCAUCGUAUUAUAUACAACCCUAUACAACCCCAUUACUCACCAUGUCAGGGUCAAUCCAGCAUACCGAAUAUGACUGGCAAUUUUGGACGACGCCCCAACCUGGUCUAGACACGGGAGCUCAGCCUGUGCCUAGGGGUAAAGUGAUUGGCGGUACAUCUUCAAUGAACUGGAUGAUACACAAUCUGGACAGCAGAAUACAGUUGGAUAUCUGGGAAUCGGUUCUUAACCUUACUGGCUGGAACUUCGAGACCUUAUACACAGCCUACCGACAAUCAGAAAAGAUGUAUGGACCGCCGAACAAUAUAUCUCAAUAUUUCACGUAUGAUCCUGCGUAUCACGGUGGUCACGGUUAUAUCCAAUCAAGUUUCCAACGGAGCGUGCUUAACCUGUUCCCCCAAUUCCUUAACCCUACGUUACUGAAUUCCGGUUACCGGGUUCCUCCAGAUCGAAACGGGGGCGAUGCGAUUGGUGGUGGAUUCUUGCCUCUAGCUAUCGAGCCAUCUGCUUACACUAGGUCAUAUGCUGGCUCUGCGUAUACCAUGGCCGAAGGAAGAUCAAAUCUUCACGUCCUAACUAAUAGCCAAGUGACGAGGAUUGACUGGAAGGAAACUGCUCCUAAUGCUUCAAUCUCUGCAGCAGGACUUAGUUAUACUGACCGAGAGUCCGGAUCUAAUUUAACCUCCCAUGUGAAUGGUCGACAAGUUAUAAUCAGCACCGGUUGCAUUCAAUCAUCACAGAUUUUGGAACUUUCAGGCGUCGGUGAUCCAACAAUAUUGACCCCUCUCGGGAUCACGCCGAAGAUAAAUCUCACAAACGUUGGUGUAGGAUUGAGAGACCCGCCAAUGAUGAAUUAUCCUCCUAUCUCCUAUGGACUCGACAUCAACCUUACCGGGGGUGAAUUCGUCCAGAAUUAUAUCCAGCUAGAAAGCGCUCGCAACAUGCUCAGCGACGAUGACUACACGGCAGCAUCGCAAUGGCUCAAUUCAAACAACAGCAUUCCAGGACUCCCAGAUGCCCAACUCCAAGUUUUCAAAACGCUCUGGUUCACGGAUCAACCCCUUAUAGAAAUGGCAUGGCAAUUCAAGGAACCCAAAGUCACCCCGUACAAUCUCCUACCGCUUAGCCAAGGCACAGUUCACAUUAAUAGCAGCGAUCCGCUUGCCCCUCCUAUCAUCGAUCCGAAUUACAACAGAGUCAUUGCCACUGUCAACGGCACGGCAGUCGAAUGGGACAUGUGGUUCCUCGCCAAAGCCGCACAAUUCUGGGAAACGAAAAUAGCCACGACGCCACCUAUGAGAGAUAUCAUUACGUCAGUCGACCCCCCUUUUGAUAUCCCCUUCGAUCAAUACUACGAUAUCGUCAAGCAGCGAACCGGUACUUCCGAGCACCUCACAGGCGGCAACCCGAUGCUUUCGCAGGGAGCAGGGGGUGUAGUCGAUACGUCGCUAUUGGUAUACGGUACCGACAAUGUGAGAAUCGUAGACGGCUCGGUCUUCCCCUAUCAACCAUCUGCCCACCCUAUGGGUUUGACUUAUGCGCUGGCGAUGAGAGCAGCCCAAUUGCUCCAAGAGCUGCCUGAUGGUGGCGGACUUACACCAUCUCUGCAACUUCCGCAGAGUAAUUCUAGCACGAACGCAACUGCAGUUUUUGGGGAACGGCACUAGUAGUGGAGGUACCUACAUGUGAUAAUUGUGUCACGGUGAAGGACCUAGAAGGCGGGGAAAGGUAAUACGUUGUUGCGAGAGUGUCUCUUGACCUCAGGCUAGAUGGACCUUACCUACUUUCAAUAUUUACUGAAAAUGCUACCUACCUACAUACCUGCACAGGAGAUUAUCGUACACCUAGGUAUCGUAAACUCGUAUUUAUUUGCACCGGAAUCUCCUGACACCAACCAUCACGUCCUACUAUUUCCCCUCACGCACAUAAAUCCGGCAAUCAUAAGUGAUUCUCCUCUUUCCAAUAUUGCCUCUCCUAUGGACAGACGAAUGAACAACGAGACCUGCAGGCAGUGUAACCCGAUCUCAAUCUUGUUUUAACCACUUCGAACGCGCAAGCUCCGCGAAUCUCCCUAGAGUGAGGGAUUAUCCGUGGGAAAACUUCGGAUAGCCUAAGACACGUCGAACGCCGAUGAGGCCA